AUGCUUCUGUUAGCGGCGACCUUCUUACUUGUGUCCCCGGCGUUGAAGUCCGACUGGGCCGUCUACGUGUUGCCCUAUGCAGCGUUCCAGCUCCUGCUCCUCACGAUUCUCUUGAUUAAGGGUGUUUGUACAGAGACCCCAAAGGGCAGAGAGAGAUCUGCGGAGUUUCGGAUUUGGGCCCAGCUGCCAGUGGGCCCAGUAGGGGACAGGGACGGGGAGUUGGUCACCUCGCAAACAACGCCCCGGCCCGGGCCCGAGUUCUUGGUCCAUCGCAUUGCCCGGAGGGCGAAGGAUGGCCAUGGGGCGGUCAUCGAGCGCAUCGGCGUGUCGGCCAAGAUGGAAUGUGCGUGUCCGUUUGGGCCCAGGCUAGGUCCCUGCUGUAUUUGCAUGGAAGAGCCAGAAGUGGCCUCGGCCUUGUUACCUUGCGGGCACACUUUCUGCGAGCCCUGCAUCGCUCAGUGGUCGAUGUCGGGUUCCGACUACAGCAGCAAAUGCCCCGUAUGCCGCGCGGACUUUGCAGCAAGCACCCUUGAUGGCGCGGACUCAUAA
This is a messenger RNA of Symbiodinium sp. CCMP2592, 549 nucleotides long. The record is from the annotation of a GenBank genome assembly. NCBI's taxonomy places the organism in Eukaryota, Dinophyceae, Suessiales, Symbiodiniaceae.